Messenger RNA from Cantharellus anzutake, 1500 nucleotides. Its product is annotated as pseudouridine synthase. The coding region runs from base 1 to 1500 and encodes 499 amino acids. Gene Ontology annotation, molecular function: RNA binding; pseudouridine synthase activity. NCBI's taxonomy places the organism in Eukaryota, Fungi, Basidiomycota, Agaricomycetes, Cantharellales, Hydnaceae. The transcript has 12 exons. Gene Ontology annotation, biological process: pseudouridine synthesis. The record is from RefSeq and is a predicted model, not a curated record.
AUGACGACACUCACAUCUGAGUCCUCAAGGUCGAGCAAUUCUUGCCAAGACUCUUCGGUGUUUUGCACGCCAGGUCUUAAAAGGAUUCCACCAUAUUGGUAUCCGUACCGGACAUUUGCGAAGGAAAGAUGGUGGAAUCGUGAAAUUCUGGAACUCUUCAGCACUGAGUUUAGAGAUCGCUCCGUAGAGUACUACAGAUUCGCACUAGAAUCUGGAGUUGUCACCAUGAAUGGCAAGGUGGCUCUACCUGGGACGAUCGUGCGCAAUGGAGACCGAAUAGAAAAUGUUGUGCAUCGCCAUGAACCUCCUGUGACCUCGGUACCUAUAAAGAUCAUCCAUCGUGACGAUGGGGAAGAAAUUCUCGUGAUAGACAAACCUGGGAGCAUUCCCAUCCAUACUACGGGGAGAUAUAAGAAGAAUACCCUCGUUGAAAUACUUCAGGCCGACUAUGGGAUGGGGAGGCUCUUCACUGUAAAUCGCCUGGAUAGGCUGACAUCGGGACUGAUGAUCAUUGGAUUGACCUCGCGACGGGCAAAAUCUCUUUGUGAGGAAUUUGCAAAGGGGACCGUCAGGAAGGAGUAUAUCGCGCGUUGUGUUGGGAAGUUCCCAGAGGAAGAGGUCACUGUGGAACAGCCCCUGAUCACCGUUGAUCGUCAGAUGGGGCUUAAUAUUGUGCACCCUGAGGGCAAGUACGCAAAGACCACUUUCAACAGGAUGUCUUACGACGAGACUACAGAUACCAGUGUUCUUCACUGUCGACCUUGGACAGGGCGAUCUCAUCAAAUUCGCGUCCAUCUGCAGUAUCUUGGCCAUCCAAUUGCAAACGAUCCCAUUUACAACAGCACUCGUGCAUGGGCGGAUCGUCUAAGCUCCUCCCCUUCACCUCUGCCUGAUGAGCCUGAGGCUCCGGAGCCUUCGUCCAAGCAUGCGUUGCUGCCUCGAGAAGAGGGCACUGACAUUGGCAUCUCAUCGCCCAUACUUCUUUCGGACGAGGCAAUGACCAUUAUCCAAAAGCUCCGGAACAUGAAGGAUGAGAAUGAUGACUAUUCCAGAUGGAGAGAUGUUGUCUUUCGCGCCAAAGGCGCAGCUUUAGCACCUCGCCCUUUGGAAGUGAUCGCACCUCCGCAGCACAGAUCCAACCCUCGAUUUGAUCCAACAGCUCCAGUGGAUGACCUUGAUACGACAGCAGCCGCGGGUAGCUCUCCAGAGUCGUCGAUUACGCAUUGCUCCGAAUGUUACCUCCCACUGCUUCCAGAUCCCAGGCCCGAUCAACUUUUCAUCUUCUUGCAUGCUUGGCGAUACACUACAACGGAGUGGUCAUUUAAUACUGAUAUGCCGUUCUGGGCUGCCAAAGAGUAUCGCUUUACGAGAGCUGCGCCAUCUCAUCUUAGAUGUGGCCCACUUUGUGAUACGAUACCAGAGUAUAAUAAAACCCGUCAAGUAUGGUGCCCUAACAUUAUUGUAGAGAUCGAUGCAAAUCGGGGGGGGGGGCGGAGAUAG